CAGGGAUGUAGAAUCGCGGCUCCGUGUCAUUCUGAGGAAUUCAUAACGCGCGCGCUGGUUUCUGCUGAUCUGUUCCAUGCACCCGGAGUGAUUGAUUGAUUGAUCAAUAACGGGAUUUGCGGUGAUAUUGAUAAUGAUGGCUUGCGUCACUGGAGAGAUCUCCACACUCCUCAUCGGACUCUACAUUCUCACCGGUGUCUCCGCAACACACGGCGCUGAUCCACUACAAGGUUUUGUGGAGUUGCGUUUUGUGUUGGAGCCCGAGGACGUGGUGACGGUUCGUGGUGGCGUCCUGCAGCUGGACUGUGAGGCGCGCUCGGAUCAGGGCGUUCCCAUCAUCGCGUGGAAGAAGGACGGCGUUCUCUUGAGCGCGGUGGUGGAUGAGCGGAGACAGCAGCUCUCAAACGGAUCGUUAGUCGUGCAGAAUGUCGUUCACUCCAGACAUCAUCGGCCGGACGAGGGAGCGUACCAGUGUCUCGCCGCGCUAGAAGGCGUCGGAGCGAUCGUCAGCCGAACGGCCAAAGUCAUCGUGUCUGGUCCUUUAAGGGUGGUGGUCCCCACCGAGUCAGUCUCCACCCACCUGGGUGACACGGCUCUGCUGCGUUGUGAGGUCACAGGUGAACCCAUGCCUGUUGUCCGCUGGCAGAAGAACAGAGAGGACGUGCCCUUGACCUUUGACCCUGACAGCAGAGUGGUGGUGCUGCCCUCGGGCUCUCUGCAGGUUAGCAGGGUGCAGCCGCCUGACUCCGCCACCUACCGAUGCCUGGCAGAGAACCCUGGCAGCGCCCGCACGGGCACAGACGCAGACUUGCGUGUGUUACCUGAGCCUGGCGUGUCCAGAGGUCUGAUGUUCCUCCAGAGGCCUCAGAAGGUCACGGCUCUUCAGGGCAGAGACGCCAUUCUCGAGUGUUCUGCCUCUGGCUACCCAAACCCGUCCUUCUAUUGGAUGAGAGGAACUGAGCUAAUACAGAGCAGAUCAAAGAAAUAUUUUCUCCUGAGCGGCAGUAAUCUGUUGAUUAGCAGCGUGACCGACGAUGAUUCGGGAAGCUACACCUGCAUCGCACAGAACAAACAGCAGAACAUCUCGGCGUCCUGUGAGCUCUCCGUGCUCGUGCCACCUCAGUUCCUGAACUAUCCGUCAAACAUGUACGCGUACGAGAGCGCCGACAUCGAAAUGGAGUGUGCCGUUACAGGAAACCCGCAGCCCACCGUCCGCUGGGUGAAGAACGGUGAGGUGGUCAUUCCCAGCGAUUACUUCCAGAUCGUGGAUGGUGGUAACCUGCAGAUUUUGGGUCUGGUCCGAUCUGAUGAAGGAUUUUAUCAGUGUAUCGCAGAGAAUGAAGCGGGAAACAGUCAGGCGAUGGCUCAACUCAUACUGCUACAACCCGUUACCCCGAGCUCAGGCGCCCUCCCCUCCGCUCCCCGUGACGUGGCCCCUGUCCUUGUGUCCAGCCGCUUCGUACGCCUCGGAUGGCGCCCCCCGGAGGAGACGCGUGGGACCAUUGUAACAUACGGAGUCUUCUUCUCUGAGGAGGGCAUCAACAGGGAACGCUCCAUUAACGUGACUGAGGUGGAGAGUUUGCAGUUAACAGUGAAUCAUCUGAAGCCAGAGAUCACAUACUCCUUCAGAGUCGUCGCUUACAACGAGCAAGGACCUGGAGAGAGUUCAGAGGUCAUCAGACUGUCCACUCAAGCCGAGCUUCUGGUUCCUGGUCCAGUGGAGAACCUCCGAGCAGAGGCGAUGUCCCCGACUUCCAUCCAGGCCUCGUGGGACCCCCCAGCACACGCCAACGGCCCCGUGCAGAGUUACCGUCUGUUGUGGACGGAGACUUCAACCGGUAAAGAGCAGAAUGUGGAGGUGGUCGGUCAAAGCUACAGGAUGGAGGGGCUGAAGAAAUUCACGGAGUAUUCUUUACGAGUGCUGGCGGUAAACCGGCAUGGUCCCGGCAUCUCUGAUGAAGACACGCUCAUUACUACACUCUCAGACGUGCCCAGCGCUUCACCACAGAACAUCUCACUGGAGGUGGUUUAUUCACGGAGUAUAAAAGUGAGCUGGCAGCCUUCUCCUCCAAACACGCAGAAUGGAUUAAUCACCGGAUACAAGAUCCGUCAUCGUAAAACAGGCCGGCGAGGUGAACAGGAAGCCAUUGAACCCAACAACCUCUGGUACCUGUUUACUGGACUUGAGAAAGGCAGUCAGUACAGCUUCCAGCUCGCAGCCAUGACGGUGAACGGGACGGGACCGUACAGCGAUUGGAUCACAGCUGAGACACCUGAGAAUGACCUUGAUGAAACUCAAGUUCCAAACCAGCCGAGUUCUUUGCACGUGCGCCCACUGCCCAACAGCAUCAUCAUGAGCUGGACGCCUCCACUGAACCCAAACAUCUUAGUGCGGGGUUACAUCAUCGGGUACGGAGUGGGUAGUCCGUACGCUGAGACUGUGAGAGUGGACAGCAAACAACGAUAUUACUCUAUAGAGAACUUAGAACCCAGCUCUCAUUACGUCAUCUCUCUGAAGGCGUUCAAUAACGCUGGUGAAGGAGUUCCGCUCUAUGAGAGCGCAGUCACCAGAUCGUUGUCGGACCCCUCUGAUCCAUCCGAUGAUGAUUUGUUCCAUCUGUUUGAUAAAUUCCCCACCUCCAUCCCAGACGCCGCCACGCCCAUGAUUCCUCCUGUAGGUGUGCAGGCCGUGGCUCUCACCUCAGACUCUGUGCGGGUCAGCUGGGCUGAUAACUCCAUUCCAAAGAACCAGAAGUCCCCUGAAGUGCGGUAUUACUCCGUCAAGUGGAAGACCAGCCACUCCACUAGCGGAAAAUUCAAGUCGGCUGACACAACAGCUCUAAGUCACACAGUCAGCGGUCUGAAGCCAAACACCAUGUAUGAAUUCUCUGUCAUGGUAACAAAAGGCCGCAAGACCAGCACAUGGAGUAUGACAGCACACGCCACCACAUAUGAAGCAGCACCGAGCUCCGCCCCAAAGGACCUGACUGUGAUUGGCCGAGAGGGACGCCCACGAGCCAUUCUCAUUAGCUGGCAGCCACCACUGGAGGCCAACGGACGAAUCACAGGUUAUAUUGUGUAUUACACUCUGGAUAAGAACAUGCCGAUCGAUGAUUGGGUGAUGGAGCCCAUCAGUGGAGACCGUCUCACUCAUCAGGUCAUGGAUCUGAAUCUGGACACUGUGUACUUCUUCCGUAUCCAGGCCAAGAAUGCUAAAGGUGUGGGGCAGCUGUCAGACCCCGUGCAGUACAGGACGUCUAAAGUUGAGCAUCCUGACAAGAUGGCGAAUGAUCAAGGUCGUCAUGGAGACAGUGGAUACUGGCCCUCGGACAAUAACCUGAUUGACAUGAGCAGUCUGAAUGAGCCUCCGAUUGGUCAGAUGCGUCCGCCGCAUGGUAGCGUGACGCCGCAGAAGAACAGUAACCUGCUGGUCAUCAUUGUUGUUUCCGUGGGAGCCGUUACCGUGGUAGUGGUGGUCAUCGUCGCGUUGAUCUGCACACGACGCUCAUCUGCGCAACAGAGAAAGAAACGUGCGACUCACAGCGCAGGUAAGAGGAAGGGCAGUCAGAAAGACCUGCGACCUCCUGACCUCUGGAUACACCACGAGGAGAUGGAGCUGAAGAACAUGGAGAAGCCCUCGAGCGCCGCCCCCUCCGGCCGUGAGUCACCAAUCCAGAGCGUCCAAGAGAUCGCCCCUGUCAGCCACAGCCAAUCAGAGAGCCAGAUGGGCAGCAAGAGCAGCCACUCAGGUGCAGACGUCGAUGAAGCUUCCAGCUGCAUUUCCACGUUAGAGCGAUCGUUAGCCGCCCGCAGGGCAACACGCAACAAGAUGAUGAUUCCCAUGGACUCCCAACCCAGUAGCACAUCAGUGGUGAGUGCCAUCCCUGUGCCCACACUGGAGAGCAGUCAGUACCCGGGCAUCUUGCCCUCGCCCACCUGUGGCUUCAACCCUCACUCUAAAUUCACCCUGCGGCCGAUGCCCUUCUCCACACUCACCGUGGACCGGAGUUACACUGCUGAGGGCGGAGCUUCAAUCCCCACACAACAACAACAACAACAACAACCUCUGAUUCCUACAGCGCAGUCGGAACCAUCGUUGUCAGAAGAGAUUCCUAGCCGCACAAUCCCGACCGCGUGUGUGCGCCCCACUCACCCGCUGCGCAGCUUCACCAACCCCCUUCUUCCGCCACCCAUGGGCACCAUCGACCCCAAAGUCUACACGCCCAUCAUGGCCCAGACAGGUGGCAGUUUACCCAAACCGCAGGUGAAGACCGCAUCGCUGGGGCAGGCUGGGAAGGCAAGGUCACCGUUACUGCCCGUUUCCGUGCCGACUGCCCCUGAAACCGGUGAGGAGGGGCAGAAACCAGACGACCCGUCGAGUGUGUACGAGCAGGAUGAUUUGAGCGAGCAGAUGGCGAGUCUAGAAGGUUUGAUGAAGCAGCUGAACGCUAUCACUGGUUCGGCCUUUUAACACACACCCGUCCAGAACCGCAGAACUAGAACCCGUGCAGAGGAACCAACACCAAGAACCAGGAACUCUCAGACUGUCUGGUGUUGACGGUCCUCUCUCAGACCCACAGAUCCACAGAAGAAUGACAAACAGGACCUGAGAUUCUCCGCACCCUCCUCUGCUGUCUCGUUGACGCAAAACAACUCUUUUCUAACAUUGUCUGGAAUUUUAUACUUGCUUCUCCUCGCAGAUGUUGUCGGGUUGGUGGUUUCCAGCGGACCCGUCAGUCAAUGUGACCUCCAUCCCACUAAAAACUGAAUUCAGUCUCCAGGAUCAUCCAUUGAAGGAUGUAACCAAAUCGAGAGGGACCAAAUGCACACAUGUAAGAAUCUGCAAUUGGAAAAACUCUAAUCAGAAUAUAACGUCAAUGAUGUGACAGAGCUGGUGUCAUUUUCCAAAUACCUUCAAGUUGCCAAAAUACAGAAGUUCAGAGCUCUUUUUUUUUCGUCUUGCCAUGCAAUUGCUGCCAAGAUCCCUUAAAGUACACUUUACGAGGUGGAUUAUAGAUUCAUACCUGGACGAGGUUAUUUCGGAAGGGGGAUCGGUUUGUCUUGGACGCAGUUACGUCAACGCUUCAUUUGUUGGAUUGAGUUUUGGAGGAAUUAAAAAGCUCAUUUCUCUGGUCAAGCAACGUUAUUUUAUUGUUUUUAUCCCCAUUUUAUCCGUUCACGUCUUGCGAAAAUGCGUCACUGUUUAUUUUUGCAUCGACAAAUGAUGCGUCUGAUUUUUGCCGUUUCUUUUCACAUUGCUUGUUGUCAUGGAAACACAUUGCCCAGAAGACUGACCAAUCACAGGCAAGUGAGUUCACGUAUAGUUCAAGGAUUGGCAUAUUUGCGAGAAAGUGCUGCUCCGUCAAAAUCUUGUUUUUCGUUCUCUUUUCUGUUCACUUUAAAAAAAUUUAACUUUUUUGUUUUGUCUGGAAGAGACAUUUUGAUGUGCCUAUUAUAGUGUGUGUGUGUGUGUGUGUGUGUGUGUGUGUGUGUGUGUGUGUGUGUGUGUGGGGGUGUAUAUUUGUUAAUUUUUUAGUGACUUUACUUUCUGUGUGACAAAUGUUGCUUAAUUCCACGUAUCUAAACCUGCGAGACGAAACGUGUCAAAACGAACGACCAAUUUUCCCACUAUAUGAAGACGGACACGUUCCUAGAUUUGAUAUUUUUCUCAUACCUGUGUAUGUUAACAUGGAGAACGAGUGGAUCGCUGUAACCACACACGUUUUUUACU
Messenger RNA from Xyrauchen texanus (razorback sucker), 5731 nucleotides. RefSeq names its product DCC netrin 1 receptor (gene dcc). The record is from RefSeq and is a predicted model, not a curated record. Bases 134 to 4471 code for a protein of 1445 amino acids. Gene Ontology annotation, molecular function: protein binding. Gene Ontology annotation, cellular component: membrane. The transcript has 29 exons. Lineage: Eukaryota; Metazoa; Chordata; Actinopteri; Cypriniformes; Catostomidae. Gene Ontology annotation, biological process: cell-cell adhesion.